Ananas comosus (pineapple) is the source of this 1181-nucleotide messenger RNA. RefSeq lists its product as uncharacterized. NCBI's taxonomy places the organism in Eukaryota, Viridiplantae, Streptophyta, Magnoliopsida, Poales, Bromeliaceae. The transcript has 9 exons. Bases 208 to 888 code for a protein of 226 amino acids. The record is from RefSeq and is a predicted model, not a curated record.
CGCGGCUCAUCAUCCAAAAUACUCGAACAAGAAUAUGGUGAGCCGCUUCCUAACGUGAGACUACAGUAUCCGCCGUUCGUCACAUAAGUAGCACGAAUCUCAAAGUGACGUGAAGAGAGAUCACGAAUUGGUUUUUCUUUUUUUCUCUUUAACCCGUGUUUGCGAGUCGGUUUCCUCUACCACUCGUCCCGUAACUCCACCUCGCCCAUGGCGCGACCUCGUGGCGACUCCCAUGGAUGCGCCCUCCGCUUCGUCUUCUUCCUCUGGAUCUCGUCCAUGGCUCCGAUUUCCCUCGCGUAUAAGCCCGGAGACAUCGUCCCCUUGAGCAAAGCGGGGCAAUACCACGGGUCGAGAACGGUUUGGUUCGAUGUCGUCGGGCGCCAUUGCCCUGCUUUUGCUGUUAAUCGUGAGGUUCUAAUGCCCAUUCCGAAACCUACUGGGUACACUGGGACGGAUCCAUAUAAGAUAUCUUUCCAAGUUGGCCAUGAAAAGUUUUACGUUCCUUGGCUAUAUGUUAUUAACCGGAAAAGUUCUGAAGUGCCAAUGAUAGAUUUUCAUUUGAGGUACUCUGGAAAUGAUUUACAUGGCGUCACUGCGAAAGUUGUCGACAUGCCUCACCACUAUAUUGAGGUACAUCCUGACAUACGCAAGAACUUUUGGAACCCACAACAUUGGCCAAAAUAUGUACUUGUCAGGUACACAUGGGAGGAGCAAUCAGAAAUAGAUGUUGCAGGGGGUUAUUAUGUAUUGUUUGGAUCAGGGCUCGUUCUGUCGUUCAUCCUUGCAAUUUAUGUCUUGCAAUCAUCUCAAGACAAGUUAGCUAGGUUUGUGAGAGAGACUGUUGCAGAAAGCAGUAUGCCAGAGGGAGGAGUGGCAAAAGUUGAAUAAGUUUGCCAACUCAUCUAGCUCAAUCCACAACUGAAUCUCAAGUUGAAUCUUGAUGCUGGAUCUUCGAGAUCUGAGCUUAAUCUAAUCUCAUUAGUGGUACAGUCAUAGUUAGACAAUUACAUGAAUGCCUCUAUAAUAGAUAUUUUUUCCCCCUUUUUUGGAGGAUCAAUCUUGUGCUUAGCAAAAGGGUUAUAUAACCCCAUAAUCACAAAAUGUUGCUUGUUCGCAGAUGUAAUCUUUCCAGUGACAUUUUGUAGUUUGGCAGAGUGGAAGCCGCAAAUUACUUUCCCCAA